Molecule: messenger RNA, 1482 nt
Organism: Trichomonas vaginalis G3
Lineage: Eukaryota; Parabasalia; Trichomonadida; Trichomonadidae
Product: ribonuclease inhibitor domain-containing protein
Exons: 1
Coding region: 1-1482 (493 amino acids)
Source: RefSeq, a predicted model, not a curated record
AUGUUUUGCACAUCUUUAACAGAAAUAAUAAUUCCAUCUGCAUGUCAGAUAAUAGGUCAACAUGCAUUUAGUUCUUCAGGAAUUAAGAUGAUUGAUUUUGGAGAUACAUCUUCAUUAGAAAUAAUUGAUUCAAUGGCAUUUUCAGGAUGUAGAAAUCUAGUUAAUGUACAAAUCCCUGCAAAAUGCAUGUUCAUCAAUGAUCAAGCAUUUGCAUACUCAGGUCUAUCAAAUUUGAAUUUUGAAAAUAACUCAAGGUUAAUAUCAAUUGGUGCAAAUUCAUUCAUUUCAACUCAUAUUCAGUCUAUCAUAAUUCCAUCUUCUUGUAAAUCAAUUAAUGAAUCAGCUUUUAAGCAAACACAGUUAUUUACGCUUGAAUUUGAAGCAAAUUCUAAUUUAGAGAUCAUAGAUAAAUAUUCAUUUGGUAUGACAAAUCUUCAGAAAAUUCAUAUACCUGCAAAUUGCAAAAUUAUAAAUGAUUAUGCAUUUAAUUCAUGUAUGAAUUUGGGAGAAAUAACUUUUGAAAAAAAAUCAAAAAUAACAUAUAUUUCAAUUACAUCUUUUAAUGAAUGCGACAAACUAGAAAUAUUCAUGAUUCCCGAUUCAUAUCAAACUCUAACUGAUAUAGUUAAAUGUAUUCCCAAAUCUAUUACCAAAAUCGUUCUUCCGGACACAAAUAUUAAUAAUAUCCCCGAAGAAUGCUUCAAAGAUUUUGAACAUCUUGAUGAGAUUGUAGCAGAUGAAAACACAUACAUUGAAAAAACAGAACAAGGAGCGUUUCGAGGCUUGAAAAAUCUCAGACAUGUAUUUUUUAAUUGUACAAUUAAUUUGGGAGAUUAUGCAUUUGAACAGUGCUCUGGUCUAAAUCAGGUUUAUAUCAGAAAAAUUGAAAAAUUUGAAAGUGGUUCAUUCAAUCGCUGUACAAAUCUUUAUAAUGUUUCAAUUUGUGAAUUCGAUGGAACAAUCCCAAACGAGUGUUUCAAGUCGUGUGAGAAUUUAAUCAAUUUUAACUCAUUAGUUCCUAUUAAACAUAUCGGAAAUCAUUCUUUUGAUAGUUGCCGCAAAAUUUUAUUAAAUAUUUCUUCAUUAAUUUCAAUUAAGAGUUUUGGUUUGCAUUUAUCACAUAUUGCCGAAUUCCCUAAAAAUAUUGAAUAUAUAGGCGAAUCCGCAUUUAGUCAAUGCAUUAUAGAUGAAACAAAUAUAUCAUUCUCAAAUAGACUUACUUUAAUUGAAGCAAAUGCAUUCCUUGAAACUAGAGGAUUUGAUAAUGUUAUAUAUUGCGGAAAUAGGAAAUUUAACAAAAAAUAUACUGUUUUUGAUUCACGAAUCAAUAUAUAUGUUUCAUCUAUUUAUCCAAUUGCGAAGUUCUAUGGAUUGGAUGUGAAAAAGGAUAAUAGUAUAGAUGUGUGCUAUGUAGCAGACCUAUCUCAAGAGAUUCCAAUAUAUCGUUUAACUACAUUAGAUUUGCGUAAAUUAAGGCGAUGA